UGUUGACUUUUUCUCCCAUAUUGUUUAUAGUUUGAUCAACAGGAGAAAUCAAUCCUUGGUGAUGUUCAUGCAUUUUGUCUGCCAUGUUUUACAUUUGGUUGUAUUUUUGUCAUUCACUUUAGUGUUUCCAACUACCAGUGGUGAUGGAUUGUGUUGUGAGGACCUGUUGACAUAACAACAGAGUCAAUUUGAAGACAGAUUAUGUCUGUGGUUCUUCCUGUUGACAUGAAAAAGCCAAAUUAGUACUUUCCUGGACUUGUGAUGGUUUACGUGAACGGGAUUGGAUUUUAACUAAUAAUAGCCUUCUAAAAGGCCAAUUUCACUGAAUACUACAUUGGAUUAGAUUAAGAUACAAAUAAAUGUUUAAUUUAUGUAAUCAGAGUAAUCAGGAUUUGGUACCACUUUCUGACCUACAUGUCAUUCUGUCUCGUACUAAAAGAUUGUCCAACAUUAUAUACUUAUUGGGACCUGGUCCUCCCAGUGUCAACAUAUUUUCUGCCAGUUGAUUGUCCAGUGAACAAAGAAGGAAGAACCAUACAACAAAUAAUUUAAAAAAAUAAUUCUGUAAAAUGCUCAUUUAAGUGCUCUGAAUUGUCUUCUUUCGGCACAGCAGCUCAACAUCCUGUCAGCCAUACUGAUGACGUCAAUCGUAGCUAACGUACCUACACUGUAGGUAAAACCCAGGUUUCCACCGCGGGCUGUGUCUGUGCGCGUGCGCUACCUAGCCGCCAGAGUGUGGUCUCUGUUGGAUGUUUCCGUGUUUCCGUAAGUUACUUUCAAAACAAAAGCACGAAGAACGAAAGCAAUGGCUUUUAAAAAUGGUUUUCAAGAAAUUUAAGUUUUUGAUGCAAUGACAUAAACGGUCGUGUAUAAAGUAAACAAUUCUAAGUAACACUGAACGCCACCGACUGGGUACGUGAAAAUCACUUGCCCAAAUGUUUUAAAGAAAUCCAAAGAUGUUUUAGUUAUUUACAGAAGCAAUCGUUUGGCACGUGUCAAGAGGCACGGUUGGAUUUUAUUUUUUAAUUAAUAGAAAUCAUUAUAAUCGAUAUAGUUAAAAUUGUUUUAUUUUGUCUCUCUAUUGGAAAGGGACUUUUAAUGUGUAAAGACUUACCCGGAAGUAAUGAUAGCCUAUCGUUCUCAGAUGAGCCUGUUUGAGUCACUAUCAUCUUCUCACGCUUCUCUCAGAUACAUACAGCGGCUUUGUCGCUUUGCAGUUGGAGACAGCGUUGAGUGUGUGCAGCCGAGCUCCCGGAGGCUGACAGGGAUUUGUCAGUUCGUCGCAUCUUUGCACUGCUCCUGUGUGCGACGCCAGUUGUGAAAAGUGAGUGCCAUGACUGGAGCUGAGACUGAAGAUGGCGUUCCGAUGGGGGAGAGGAAAACGGUAACAGAUUUCUGCUACCUCCUGGACAAGUCCAAACAACUUUUCAAUGGACUAAGAGACCUCCCUCAGUAUGGACACAAGCAGUGGCAGUCCUACUUUGGACGGACCUUCGAUGUCUACACCAAACUGUGGAAAUUCCAGCAGCAGCACAGGCAAGUCUUGGACAGACGGUACGGCUUAAAGAGAUGGCAGAUCGGUGAAGUUGCAUCCAAGAUCGGACAGCUUUACUAUCAUUAUUACCUUCGUACAUCUGAAACCAGUUACCUGAACGAGGCCUUUUCCUUCUACUCUGCCAUCCGUCAGCGGUCGUACUAUUUUCAAGUGAACAAAGAAGAUAGACCAGAGCUGGUGGUGAAGAAGCUUCGAUAUUACGCUCGCUACAUUGUUGUUUGUUUACUGCUUAACAAGAUGGAUUUGGUCAAAGUUUUGGUUAAAGAGUUGUCUGAGGAAAUUGAAGAAUACACGCGGCGCUUUAACACAGAAGAUCAAGUGGAGUGGAACCUGGUUCUACAAGAAGUGGCGGCUUUUGUUGAGGCAGAUCCAGUUGUAGUACUGAAUGAAAGCAAUUCUGCUCUUGUGAUCAGCAGUCGGCUGCAGGAAGGAAGUGUGCCCCCCCUGGAACAAGGCAUGGUGGUUGGGCAGCUCAUCCUUGCAGAUGUUCUUAUUGUUGGCAACUGUAACAAUCAGGUAAAGUUCAGUGAACUCACCAUUGAUAUGUUCAGGAUGCUUCAAGCUCUGGAAAGAGAACCUGUGAACCUGGCCACACAGACCUCCAAACAAGGACUGCUUGAACCCAAUGAAAAGCCGGCCAAACGGGAGAAUCCUCACAAGUAUUUGCUGUACAAACCAACUUUCAGCCAGUUAAUCACCUUCCUGUCUGCCUCCUUUAAGGAAUUGCCAGCCAACUCUGUUCUUCUGGUUUACCUGUCAGCUACCGGUGUGUUUCCUGUUGGACAUUCAGACUAUGAAGGCCCGUACGACUUUGGUGGAGUUCUCACAAAUACAAAUCGAGAUGUGGUGAACGGUGAAACAACGCAGAAGAAAAAUCAGGCCCAGAAAGAAAUGCACUGUCUUCAUCCAGGAGAUUUAGUCCCUUUCACUCGGAAGCCACUCUUUGUCAUUGUGGAUUCUUCCAACAGCAUGGCCUACAAGAAUUUCACAAACCUGUUUGGACAGCCUCUGGUCUGCCUGUUAUCUCCUACAACAUAUCCCAAAAGUGUCCAAGAUCAGUCUCAGCAUGGGAGUCUCUUCACUCUGUUCCUCUACAACCCUCUGCUGGCCUUCACCUCUGUUUGUGGUUUAAACAGUGUGCAGCGAGGAUCUUGGAACAGAGCUCAAGAGUUUCUGUAUAAAGUCUACCAGGACAUUGGACAGAUGAUCACCAGGUCACAGACUAUAGAUCAGGCCUUUUUGCAGUUCUUUGGUGAUGAGUUUCUGCGACUGAUUUUGAUCCGCUUUGUGUUCUGCUCAGCUGUACUCAGACUGCAUAAACGCUUUCAGGAGUCCCAGAGUUUCCCAGAGUCCUACCCUGAGCUGCCUAAACAGGACACGGUGGAGAACAGCUUCCUACACAAACAUAUUCUGGACCUCGCGUCCAUGCUCAAUGUGCAGAGCCUUUUUUUGGCACAGUUCACUUGAAGACAACCCUUAACUUUACAAACAUCUAAAUAUUAUCUUGUAUAAUGUAAAUGACUGUACAUAUGGACCCGACUGUCCCAGCACCAACAGUUGCCCUCUCUGUUCAGCGGGAUGAUUUUAUGGCUAAAUAAAAACCAAAUUUACAAAGGUUUAUUUCCUGGGUUUAUUGAAUUUUAACUUGUAGCAAAUGCACAUACGUUUUUGUGCAACUUCUCAAUUUUUAUCCUCGUUAAUGUGCUUUUUCAUGUGUAUUCUUAAAAGUUAAAAAGAGGAAAUGUUGACUGUGCUGCUGGGAACUAAAAAAAAAAAAAAGAUGAGGUACUCGCUGUGAAAACAUCUAAAGUUGUGUGGUGUGGUCCAAUAUUACAGUAUUUCAUGGAAACAAAGCCGCACCGUGUAUACGCUGUAA
Molecule: messenger RNA, 3431 nt
Organism: Cynoglossus semilaevis (tongue sole)
Lineage: Eukaryota; Metazoa; Chordata; Actinopteri; Pleuronectiformes; Cynoglossidae
Gene: scai
Product: suppressor of cancer cell invasion
Exons: 17
Coding region: 1334-3022 (562 amino acids)
Biological process (GO): DNA-templated transcription
Molecular function (GO): transcription corepressor activity
Source: RefSeq, a predicted model, not a curated record